Messenger RNA from Sinocyclocheilus anshuiensis, 1960 nucleotides. RefSeq names its product caveolin 4a (gene cav4a). Gene Ontology annotation, cellular component: sarcolemma; caveola; focal adhesion. Gene Ontology annotation, molecular function: molecular adaptor activity. The coding region runs from base 238 to 795 and encodes 185 amino acids. The transcript is spliced from 3 exons. The record is from RefSeq and is a predicted model, not a curated record. Gene Ontology annotation, biological process: cell differentiation; regulation of cytosolic calcium ion concentration; caveola assembly. Lineage: Eukaryota; Metazoa; Chordata; Actinopteri; Cypriniformes; Cyprinidae.
UAAUGGGGUAUUUAUAGCAGAUGCAUCAGUGGGGGCUGGUAUCUUCCCAUAGGGGCCUGUUUGGGAAUGCCUGUUAGGGCACGGUCACUUUCCUAAUAUAUCCCAUAUCCGUUUCAGCUUCAAGACAGCACUCCAGCUCUCCAUUCACAGUGUAUAUGUGUGAGAGUGUGUGAAACUGUUUAUGCAUGUUUUGAUGCUGUUGAUGAGCCGCUUUAUGACCUUACAACCUUUAUAUUGAUGACGGGCACCAUGAUGCGGAGUAUGGACGCAAGGGAAACUGAGAUCGACCUGAGGGAUGCAGGGGAUGGAGAGGACGACGAGGAACAACAGACGUGGAAGACGCAGCUGGAAACAGUCCUGGAGGAAGAGGAAGAAGAAGAUGUGAUCUCUACACAGAGUGACACCAGGCCUCUGAUCAAUGAACGGGACCCAAGACAAAUAAAUGAGUGUCUUAAGGUUAGUUUUGAGGAUGUGAUAGCAGAGCCGGCAUCAGUGCGCAGUGGGGAUCGGGUGUGGAUCUGGAGUCACGCUCUUUUCGAGGUGUCCAGGGCCUGGUUUUAUCGUAUCAUCACUGCUCUGCUGGCUGUUCCAGUGUCCCUCCUUGCUGGGAUUCUCUUCGCCGUCCUCAGCUUUGUUCACAUCUGGUUCUUUACGCCAUGUGUGCAGGUUGUCUUGAUUAACACCGGGUGGUUGCAAACUUUAUGGAGCAGCGUUUUAGACAUAAUCAUCCUACCCUUCUUCCAAAGCAUAGCCAAGUGCUGCAGUGGGAUUAGUGUCGUUCUCACACGGGAAUGAGAAGCAUUUCUCUGGAAUCUGCUGAAUCAAUUCAAAUGGAUAUUCACAUUGAACUUUUGGGCAGAUGUGUGGCCAUCUGACUCCUGGUGCAUGUCAAGGGGGACCAUGCCCAAAUGUCAAGCGUGAUGAAUGUUAACUCGCUGGCAAAAACUGAGAGGAAGCGGAUAUUUGGAAAUGCAUGAUGUUUGCUUAGGUAUGAAUGUAAUUUAAAGGGAUAGUUCCACCAAAAAUGACGAUUCAGCUGAUGUUGUUCAAAACCCAUGUUAUUUUUUCUUCUUCUGUGGAACACAAAUGUGGACCACUUUUACAGUGUUUUAUAUACCACCUUUUAUGUUCUAAGGAAGAAAUAACGUCUUACAGGUUUGCAAUGACAUGAGGGUGAGUAAAUUAUGUCAGAAUUUUCAAUUCUCAAAGAACUAGCCCUGUGUGUUUUGUACAGACUUUAUCAAUGUUUUCUUUUUGUCAAAUAAUUUCUUAAUUUCCCACUGAAGGUGCCAUAAAAUGUGUCUGCAGCUGGUUGGGGUCGAGCUAUCCUGCCUUUUGGCAAAUGAUUAUGGUAAAACAUAUUGCUAUUAACAUCCGUUGUGUGUUUUGAUGACCUGUUUUGCAUUGCACUGAGGACACAUUGUGUGCUCUUUGAAGUGUUCUCGAAGCCCUUUCAUUUGUAAAAUAACCAGUUGUCCCCGACUAUCCAAUUAAAUGCGUCACUCAUCAUAUGCAAAUUAGGCCACCAAAAUAAUAGUAACAACUGAUUCAUAAUAUAUCGCCCUCUGCUGUAAACGAUCAAUCUGCCAGUCAUUUUAAUCUGAUUAUCUCUAUUCUAGCGCACCCUUGAGAUCAUAUCUCCUUAAUGCAAUGUUCUUCCUAAAGUGAUAUUUUAAAGCAUAUACAAAAUCUCUCAAGGUCUUAAAGUGACAGUUCACCCAAAAAUGAACUCUGUCAUCAUUUAAAUGAUUUUCAGAAUUUUCAUUUUUGGGAGAACUGUCCCUUUAACUCAAAUAAAACAACUCCACCAGAGCUCAGGGUACAGAUGCAUCAUGGAUCUAUUAAAUAAUGGCAAUCAAAUGGGUGUGUCUGUAACUUAGCAAAAGGAAACACAAACAUGGCUGGACUCAUCCCGUGAGAAUGUGUAAAUCCUAAAAACGGUCUGAUAUACCAGUAUGUU